Durio zibethinus is the source of this 1217-nucleotide messenger RNA. Its product is annotated as zinc transporter 8-like. NCBI's taxonomy places the organism in Eukaryota, Viridiplantae, Streptophyta, Magnoliopsida, Malvales, Malvaceae. Gene Ontology annotation, biological process: zinc ion transmembrane transport. Gene Ontology annotation, cellular component: plasma membrane. The record is from RefSeq and is a predicted model, not a curated record. Gene Ontology annotation, molecular function: zinc ion transmembrane transporter activity.
CUUCAUUCACUAUCUCCUCAAAACUUUUCUUUUUCUGUUCUUCUUUAGCCUCAAUUGGAUUCGGUUUUCAUUUCCAGCCAUGACCAACUUUAAACAAACUCAGCUCUUGACGUUUCUUUGCUGCUUUCUCAUCCUACUUCCUUCCCUAGUACGAGGAGACUGCACGUGCGAACCUGAAGAUGAAGAUCGGAAUAAGCCACUGGCGCUCAAAUACAAGAUGGCUGCUUUAGUUUCGAUUCUCGUUGCUGGAGCUAUUGGGGUUUGCUUUCCUCUGCUUGGGAAAACUAUCAAGGCUUUACGUCCCGAAAAGAAUGUUUUCUUCUUGAUCAAAGCCUUUGCAGCAGGUGUCAUAUUGUCGACAGGGUUUAUCCAUGUUCUUCCUGAUGCUACUGAGAACUUGACAUCUCCUUGCCUCAAUGAAAAUCCUUGGGGGAAGUUUCCGUUCGCUGGAUUGGUGGCUAUGUCCGCUGCAAUUGCUACAUUGAUGGUUGAUAUGUUUGCAACUUCUCACUACACUAAGUCUCACUUUAAUAAGGCCCAACAGAGUGACGGUGGUGAUGAAGAGAAAACAGGGGAGCAUGAAAAUCACGUACAUGUUCAUACUCAUGCUACUCAUGGCCAUGCUCAUGGUUCUGUGUCUAUGCUUGAGCGUUCAGUUUCAUCUGAGCUUCUUCGACAUCGAGUAGUAUCUCAGGUUUUGGAGUUGGGAAUACUGGUGCACUCAGUGAUAAUAGGGAUAUCUUUGGGUGCAUCUGAAAGUCCAAAGACUAUAAAACCUUUGGUGGCUGCACUCACCUUUCACCAGUUCUUCGAGGGCAUGGGACUUGGUGGAUGCAUUUCUCAGGCAAAAUUCAAGUCUCGAGCUGUUGCAAUUAUGGCAAUCUUUUUCUCUCUCACAACCCCGGUAGGAAUUGCUAUAGGAAUAGGCAUAUCAAAUGUAUACGAUGAGAACAGCUCAACUGCUCUUAUUGUUGAAGGGAUCUUCAACGCGGCAUCAGCUGGGAUCUUAAUAUAUAUGGCGCUUGUCGAUCUUCUGGCUGCUGAUUUCAUGAAUCCAAAGUUGCAAAACAAUGGAAUACUUCAAGUAGGAGCAAGUGUUUGUCUUCUUCUUGGAUCUGGUCUUAUGUCUCUCCUGGCUGUUUGGGCUUAAAGGUCAAUUAAUUACAUAAUCAAAAUUAAUGGAAUUUGACUUUAUAAUUUUGCAUAAAAUUAAAAAA